CUCCACCCAGCGUUCAGACCGCGGCGUUGCACGUACACUUCAGACCUGCUAGAAGCUCGAGGCGGCGGACAGUUUCGGAAGACGACGACGAAGAAGCUUUUUCGGUGGCUUUAAACUAUGGAGAGGAAAGUCGCCCGUGAAUUCCGACACCGGGUGGAGCUGCUGAUUGAUAAUGAAGCCGAGAAGGACUACCUGUACGACGUGCUGCGCAUGUACCACCAGUCGAUGGACCUUCCUGUUCUGGUGGGCGACCUCAAGCUGGUCAUUAAUGAGCCAAACCGUUUGCCUCUGUUUGACGCCAUUCGACCUCUGAUCCCCCUGAAGCAUCAAGUAGAAUACGAUCAGCUCAUUCCAAAGCGUUCCAGGAAGUUGAAGGAGGUGCGCCUGGACAGAAGUCAUCCCGACGGCCUGGGCCUGAGUGUUCGAGGGGGUCUGGAGUUUAAUUGUGGCCUGUUCAUCUCGCAGAUCGUGAAAGACGGACAAGCAGACAACGUGGGGCUGCAGGUGGGCGAUGAGAUUGUCCGGAUUAAUGGCUACUCGAUUUCUUCCUGCAUUCAUGAAGAAGUGGUCAACCUCAUCCGAACAAAGAAGACGGUGUCCCUGAAAGUGCGUCAUGUUGGCCUGAUUCCUGUCAAAAGCUCUUCAGAGGAACCUUUGAAGUGGCAGUUUGUGGAUCAGUUUGUCUCCGAGACUGGGGAGAAGAAGAACAGCGUCGCCGGGCUGAUGUCAAUUGGAGGGAAAGAAAUCAAAGAGAAGAAAGUCUUCCUCAGUCUGGUGGGAACAAAGGGCAUGGGCUGCAGCAUUUCGAGUGGACCAAACCAGAAACCCGGCAUCUUUAUUAGCAACGUCAAGCCGGGGUCUCUGUCUGCUGAGGUGGGGCUGCAGGUUGGUGACCAGAUUGUUGAAGUGAAUGGAGUGGAUUUUUCCAGUUUGGACCACCAAGAGGCCAUACAAGUUCUGAAGAGCAGCAGAAGCCUGACCAUCACGGUCCAUGCGGGUGCCGGCAAGGAGCUCUUCAUGACUGAGGACGAGCGGAUUGCAACAGAGAGGCGCCGAGAGCUGGACCGCCAGGAGCUCAUGCAUAAAAAGAAGAUGGCCAUGGAGACCAACAAGAUCUUGAAGGAGCAGCAGGAGAAGGAGCGAACGAGGAAGAUGGAGAUGAUACAGAAGACGGCCGAUGAAGAAGAAAGAUACCAAAAGGAGCUGGACAGAAUUGAAGCCGAGAACGUGAAACAUCAGAGGCAGUGGGAGGAAGACUGGGGUCCAAGAGAACCGCCCAAGAGCACACUGCCCCCCAAGGAGAUCAGUGCAAGCCCUCAGCCAAAGCAGAAGAACUCAGAUGCCUGGGCACCUGAGCUCGUCGCCGAUGAGGAUGCACCCAACAUCACUGAUGAUCCAAAGCCACAGGGGUUCAAGAAAUACGUUGAGGAUUUUGACCCCUACUCCAUGUUUGUACCCGAGCAGAUUGCUGGCAAAGACGUGCGUCUCCUGAGGAUCAAGAGGGAAGGCCCACUGGAUCUGGCAGUGGAGGGGGGCAUCAACUCCCCUCUUGGAAGAAUCGUCGUCUCUGCCAUCUAUGAGGACGGCUCAGCGGACAAGCAUGGAGGAAUUGUGAAAGGAGACGAGAUUUUGGCCGUCAACGGGAAGAUCCUCACCGACGCCACCCUGGAGGAGGCCCAGACGACACUGACGAGGGCCUGGAACAGCGGUGGGGACUGGAUUGACCUGGUCAUCGCAGUGUCACCACCAAAGGAGUAUGAAGAUGAAGUGACUUUCUUUUAGAAAAGAAGGCUGACAGGAUAGUGCCAAGGCUGCCACAAGAGGGCAGUAAAGAAGGCGGCAGUGUGAUAAAAAAUGAACAGAACAAAAAGACAACAAAUCAAAGUGGAUUUCUCCGUCAAUCGUUUGAACCCCUUGGGCACAGAGAGGUACCUGCAGGGGGUGACAGCAGGAGUUGGCAUAUCAAAGAUGAACUUACUGGAGUCAGAGGGCAACUGCCUUGCCAAAUUGAGUGAAAUAAAUCUGUCAUGCAAUCCA
Molecule: messenger RNA, 2037 nt
Organism: Erpetoichthys calabaricus (reedfish)
Lineage: Eukaryota; Metazoa; Chordata; Cladistia; Polypteriformes; Polypteridae
Gene: ush1c
Product: Usher syndrome 1C
Exons: 21
Coding region: 118-1782 (554 amino acids)
Biological process (GO): inner ear auditory receptor cell differentiation; inner ear morphogenesis; inner ear receptor cell stereocilium organization
Cellular component (GO): photoreceptor inner segment; cilium; stereocilia ankle link complex
Molecular function (GO): protein binding
Source: RefSeq, a predicted model, not a curated record